Cannabis sativa is the source of this 1827-nucleotide messenger RNA. RefSeq lists its product as uncharacterized. Bases 1 to 1827 code for a protein of 608 amino acids. NCBI's taxonomy places the organism in Eukaryota, Viridiplantae, Streptophyta, Magnoliopsida, Rosales, Cannabaceae. The record is from RefSeq and is a predicted model, not a curated record. The transcript has 4 exons. Gene Ontology annotation, biological process: DNA integration. Gene Ontology annotation, molecular function: nucleic acid binding.
AUGACCGGCGAAGUCCUAUCCAUUUACUUAGCAGUGUCAGAAUAUGCGAUUAGUUCGGUACUAAUACGCGAAGAUCAAGGACGACAAUACCUAGUGUACUAUGUCAGUAAACGCUUACUGGAUGCUGAGACGGGCUAUCCUCAAAUGGAAAAAUUGGCGUUCGCCCUGGUAAUAUCGUCGAGAAAAUUGCGACCUUAUUUCCAGGCUCACAGUAUUGAAGUUUUAACAAACUACCCUUUGAGGCAAGUCUUAGCAAAACCAGAGACGUCAGGGAGGUUGUUGAAAUGGGCAGUAGAGUUAAGCCAGUUCGACAUCAGGUAUAAACUGAGGACUGCAAUCAAGGGGCAAGCCUUGGCAGAUUUUAUCCUAGAAUUCCCAAGCACCGAAGUGGCACUCAUAGACGACAAGAUUGACACUACUAUGCCAAAUGGAGAAGUAUGGACGUUGUACGUUGAUGGGGCUUCAAAUAGUGAAGGGUUGAAGCUCGCUCUCGAGAUGAAAAUCGAGUAUCUACAGGCUUUCGGCGAUUCCCAAAUCGUAGUGUGCCAGAAAGUAGUCGUGUCUCGAGUACCGCGUUCUCGUAAUUCACACGCAGACGCAUUGGCCUGUUUGGCCUCGACUAGAGAAGCCGAAUUGCUCGAUGUAAUUCCGGUGGAUGUAUCGGCUCACCCAACGAUCAAUCAAGAAGCGAUCAUGGAAAUAGAUACCGCUCAAGAAGUCACUUGGAUGACUCCAAUAAUCACAUAUCUAGAAAAGGGUAUUUUACCUGAUGACAAAAUGGGAGCAAGAAAGCUGCGACAGCGAGCUGCCCGACAUGUCAUAUACGAUGGAAGGUUAUAUCGCAGAAGUUUUAGUCAGCCGUUACUCAAGUGUAUCGACGGGAGAGACUGCGACUAUAUACUACGUGAGCGAAUAGCCACAUAUGUCCAUCAACCUCUGAGCAACUUGCAUUCCAUCACAAGUCCUUGGCCCUUCGCAGUGUGGGGGAUCGACUUAAUAGGCGAACUACCUAAAGGAAAAGGCAGGGUGAAAUAUGCAGUAGUCGCAGUAGACUAUUUUACAAAAUGGGCCGAAGCCAAGGCACUCGCAACCAUUACAGCGACUAAGUUGCGCGAGUUUGUCUACAACUCCAUAAUUUGUCGAUUUGGCAUCCCUUACAAGCUCAUCUCAGAUAAUGGAAAGCAGUUCGAUUGUAAAGAGAUGCCACAAUUAUGUGACGAUUUGGGAAUUAAAAAAGCAUUCUCUGCCGUUGCUUACCCGCAAAGCAACGGACAAACUGAAGCUGUCAACAAAAUAAUAAAACACACCAUCAAAGGAAAACUCGAAGAGCGUAAGGGGGUAUGGCCAGACGAGCUUCCGCAGGUUCUAUGGUCAUACAACACAACUCCUCGAUCUACGACUGGCGAGACUCGUUUCUCGCUUUCCUAUGGAUACAAGGCCAUGGUACCAGUCGAGAUUGGUGCAGGUUCCUUACGAAGAGACGUUUUCAACAUUUCACAAAAUGAAGAAAAACAGUCGCUCUACCUCGACCUACUGGAAGAAAAGCGCGAUCAGGCUCACGUGAAAAACGCGACUUACCAGCGACGAACCACAAGAUAUUUCAAUUCCAAGGUCAAGACAAGAGUCCUGGGAGUAGGAGACUUGGUCCUCCAAAGAGUAAUGCCAAACACCAAGAACCCAGCACAUGGGGUCUUCGGGGAUAAUUGGGAAGGACCAUAUCUCAUCGCAGAAAAGAUUGGUGACGCUACGUACCGACUCGCAGAACUCGAUGGUACUGCGAUUCCACGGGCUUGGAAUGGCGAAAGCUUAAAAUUCUAUUAUCAGUAG